Messenger RNA from Apaloderma vittatum (bar-tailed trogon), 1728 nucleotides. RefSeq names its product helicase POLQ-like. NCBI's taxonomy places the organism in Eukaryota, Metazoa, Chordata, Aves, Trogoniformes, Trogonidae. The annotation marks the transcript as partial. The record is from RefSeq and is a predicted model, not a curated record. The transcript has 8 exons. Gene Ontology annotation, molecular function: ATP binding; nucleic acid binding.
UGUAAUGAUAGUGAAGAAGAUAUGUUUGGUGACUAUGAUAGCUUCUGUGGAAAUGAUUCUUUGCUAGCUGAUGUGGAUGAUAUAGAGUGCAAAUACCUGCAGGAUAAAAAUACAGAUAUUAAAUCAACCGGAGAAAUCCUACUUGGGAAUCAUCAGUCAGGAAUUCACCAGAUAAAGCAAGAUAGUUUUUCUACUUCAGAAGAUACGGUUUUCCUUAAAACUGACAAAGAGGAUGCUUUGCGAAUGAAUGAAAAUGACCCAGGGGACAGGAAUCAAGAACUGACAGACUCUAUUUUAGAUGAUUUGCCAUCAUCACAACUUUUGUAUUUUGAGAAAAUGGAUGAACUUUCUUCUGGUUCUAGAAUAUCACCAGUCAAAGGGAGGAAUAAAUGUGUAAAUUCUUCCUUGGACAAGGUCGGGAGUCCAUCAUCUUUUUGUCCUGAUGCUGAACACAGAAACAGACAUACUGACUUUUCCUCAGACUCUAACUGUAAUUUAUUAAAAACUGAGAGUCUUAAAGAUCAUUUGAAAAGUGCUAUGACUGGAAAUGCCAAAGUCCAGACUCUGCAGGUCUCAAAGACCAAGCAGCUUAAAGAAGCUGUUUUAUCUAAAGAGAUUUGUGUUGCUAGGAAAACUAUUGAAUCUUCUUCUGUGGAUAUAGGACCUUUUUACGGAUUGCCUAGUAAAGUUAAAGAUCUUUUCAGACAAUUUCGAGGGAUUGAAACACUUUAUGAAUGGCAGCAUGAUUGCUUAAUGUUAGAAUCUCUACAGCAAAGAAAGAAUUUAAUAUACUCAUUGCCAACCAGUGGUGGAAAAACACUUGUAGCUGAAAUAAUUAUUCUUCAAGAAUUACUCUGCAGGCAGAAAGAUGUUCUGAUGAUCCUGCCAUAUGUUGCCAUUGUCCAAGAAAAGGUCUGGAUUCAGGGUUUAUCAAGUUUUGGGGUAGAAUUGGGUUUCCUGGUUGAAGAAUACGCAGGAAGUAAAGGAAGAUUUCCACCAAUCAAGAGGAGAAAGAAAAAGUCUCUUUAUAUUGCUACUAUAGAAAAAGGGCAUGCUCUAGUCAAUUCCUUAGUUGAAACAGAAAGAAUUGAUGACCUUGGUCUGGUUGUAGUAGAUGAGUUACAUAUGCUUGGUGAGGGAAGUCGUGGAGCAACGCUGGAAAUUACUCUUGCGAAAAUUCUUUACACUAGUAAAAGCACCCAAAUCAUUGGAAUGAGUGCAACUUUAAACAAUGUUGGAGACCUGCAGAAAUUCCUGCAAGCGGAGUACUAUACUAAUAAUUUUAGACCGGUAGAAUUAAAGGAAUACGUAAAGAUACGAGAUACCAUUUACACAGUUGACAGCAAAACAGAAAAUGGCUUUACUUUUUCACGUGUCCUUAAUUUCAAGUAUUCUAGUAAUCUGGAGAAAGCAGAUCCUGACCACAUCAUUGCACUGGUUACUGAAGUUAUUCCUAAAUAUUCCUGCCUGAUCUUUUGUCCUACUAAAAAGAACUGUGAAAAUGUGGCCUCAAUGGUGUGCAAGUACCUCAAGAAUUUGCGAGUGACUGGUUGCGGCGAAGGAGACAGCAGCCUCUGGUCUGAAUUGAAAGCAAGGCUUUUUUUUCUUGUCAAAGUAGAAGCAGGAAACUGGUUGCAGCGAAGGAGACAGCAGCCUGAAUUGAAAGCAAGGCCUUUUAUUGUCAAAGCAGAAGCAGGAGCAAAAGCAGAAGCAAAGUUGUGCGUGAAU